AUGACUGCAGACGAUACAUCUGGUUUUCCGCCUGGCUAUUUUGUCAUUCGCUCAGUGGCGUGCGCCAGGCUGCUGGAUGUGACUAUGGAUGAAAUCGAGGAUGGCACUGAGAUUGCGCUGUGGCCGGAGAAGGAAAAGUCUCUAGUGGAAAGUUUCCGAGAUCCAGCAACCAACAAUCAGGUGUUCUUCAUUGACACCUCUGGGGCCUUGUGCUCCAGGUCUGCCGGACACGCUGUCGACGUCGAAGAGGACCGCCUCGUCCUCCGACAUCGGCGACCCGUGUCUCAUCCGUUCCCAAACGCCUACGCGCACCCCCUGCCCAAAUUCAGCUACUCCCAGCAAACGGGGGAGAUAACGGUCCACUUUACGUGUGACCCUGCGUACCCACCCCCAGACGCGCCUGCUUCCAACGCAUGGAAAUCAAAGAUGUACCUGCUCACCUCGAUCCCGAUGCGCAAGCCACGGACCUUGAUCGACGACGCAUCCGAGUUUUUGACUUCUACGAUACUCACGCCCAUUUCGUGGGGCCGUGCAGCGCCGCAGGCUACGCCGGAGGAGGUGUUCAAUGGGGAUAUUGAUUUGAAUGAGGACGAUGUGGUAGAAGAGGAGAGGGGGGAAGAGGGGGAGGUGGAUGAUUCUCCUGAGGCUGGGAGGAAGGUCGUCAAGAUGAAUACGACGCCCUACAGAGGUCGGGAUACGCCGGGGAGGGGUUCUUCUCCAAAGGCCAGCGACUGGGCGCCAACGUCUCCCACGAUCUUCCACCUCAUCUGGCAAAGGCGAAGGCCCUCGAAGCGGCGGAGAAGCGGCGGAGGACAUCUAGGGUGUUGGGUAGUGGCGGCCGUCUGGGAGGAACAAUUGAUACGAAAGGGAAGGCCCCCAGGCAGCUGGCUGCAGAAGCGGCUGAAAGAAGGGCACGCGAAAAGUCGUGUGGCUCUCAAGCUGGCUCCGCGCGAGAAGGCGGCCAGAGAAGGUAUCGAGAAUAAGGUCAUUGACUUGACUUUGGACGAUGAUUCGGAUUCGGAUGUUAUCAUCGUGGAACGGUGGAAGACGUCCCAAGGGCUAUCGCGGUCCCAUCUUCAUCCUCGGCAAGUGAGCGCCAAGUUGGUGCUGCACCAAAUUCAGGAUCUUGAAGGCCACUCCUGUUCGAAAUGA
Messenger RNA from Laccaria bicolor S238N-H82, 1152 nucleotides. RefSeq lists its product as uncharacterized. Bases 1 to 1152 code for a protein of 383 amino acids. The record is from RefSeq and is a predicted model, not a curated record. The transcript has 6 exons. Lineage: Eukaryota; Fungi; Basidiomycota; Agaricomycetes; Agaricales; Hydnangiaceae.